Messenger RNA from Daucus carota subsp. sativus, 2901 nucleotides. Its product is annotated as anthranilate synthase alpha subunit 2, chloroplastic. The coding region runs from base 963 to 2699 and encodes 578 amino acids. Gene Ontology annotation, molecular function: anthranilate synthase activity. The transcript is spliced from 12 exons. NCBI's taxonomy places the organism in Eukaryota, Viridiplantae, Streptophyta, Magnoliopsida, Apiales, Apiaceae. The record is from RefSeq and is a predicted model, not a curated record. Gene Ontology annotation, biological process: L-tryptophan biosynthetic process.
GCUAUUCGGGAAGUUGAAAUGUCCUACUAAUUUGAAGCAUUGAUGCCAAGUGUAUUUUGGAUAACUGGUGGCCGUCGAACGUGCUUGUGGAGCUCUCUUCAUAUAUUUAUGGGAGUAAUAGCUUCAGGCAUUUCCUACCCUAGGAUGUGGUGUAAUCUACCAAACUUCUGGUUAGAUUUGCCUUCCUAUCUUUGCCUACCGGUUUAUUAAGAAUGUCGUACUGAUAUUUUUAGUGAUAUAUAUUCAAGUCAUGUAGAUAUGAAUACUAGCGUAGAAGAUAUCAUGUAUUACUCAUAUUUACAAUUAUGCUAUAUUUUCUAGUCCAAGCAUUACCUGGCAGUUUGAUGAAUGCAUGCCCAUAUAUUUAAUUCAGAGAGCUACAAUCUAAGCAUCAAGUUAUUAGCCAUAUAUAAGUCUAUCUAAUCUAUCUCCACCUUCCACUCUUAGUUAUUUUCAAUCUACAACAAGUAUCUUGAUGGAAAAAAUCAAUAGCAUGCCUAAUAUAUUCGUUAUGUGGAAAAUCUAUGAUUGUAAUAUUUAGAUGCUUUUUGGAAUAUUAUUGAAAUACAUUAUAAUAUUCAGAUUCUUUAAAGUAUCCUCUAUAGUAUAGGUUACUAGACUAGAAUCAUUUUGACUGUUGUUUUAUGUAUCUGUUAUAAUAUUCAGAUUCUUUAUAUAUUAUCUAUAGUAUCUGAAUAUUUUGUUAAUAUCAUUUGAACUGUUUUUUUUAUGUAUCUGUUAUAAUAUUCAGAUUCUUUAUAUAUUACUUUAUAGUAUUUGAAUAUUUUGUUAAUAUCUUUUGAACUGUUCUUUUUAUGUAUCUCUUAUAAAUUCCAAUUAUAUAGUAGUAAUUCUAUGCUGACUCUCCAACCACAUUCUACAGAACAAAAAAAAUACCUAGCUUCCAUUUCUACUUUCUCUAUCCUCUCCCAUUUCAUUUCCGCAAAAUUUUUAAGGCCCUAAUGGUAAACCUAGCUCUCUCUUUCUGUCCUCUACCACCGUUGCAUCUUCGCCACUCUCUUCCCAGAGAUCUCUCCCUCUCUAUUCUCAACACUCAGUCCUCUUGCCUCCGUACUUUCAAAUGCUCAGCACUCUCCCCUCCCUCACUAGUUGAUCAGUCGGUUAAGUUCAAGGAAGCUGCAAAUAAUGGGAAUUUGAUUCCAUUGUAUAAAUCUAUAUUCUCGGAUCAUCUGACUCCAGUGUCAGCUUAUAGGUGUUUAGUGAAAGAAGAUGAUAGAGAUGCUCCUAGCUUUUUGUUCGAGUGUGUUGAUCCUGGGUCUUCUAGUGUUGGACGGUACAGUGUGAUUGGAGCACAACCAAUGAUGGAAAUUGUUGCAAAAGAAAAUGUGGUGACAAUUAUGGAUCACCGUAAAGGGAAGAGGACAGAGGAGAUUGCGGAAGAUCCCAUGGCUGUUCCUAGGAGGAUUAUGGAGUGUUGGACACCGCAACUUGUUGAUGAGCUUCCUGAAGCUUUUUGUGGUGGCUGGGUUGGUUUUUUCUCAUAUGACACUGUACGCUACGUAGAGAAGAAAAAGCUACCAUUUUUGAAUGCUCCAGAAGAUGACAGAAACCUCCCUGAUGUUCAUCUUGGACUUUAUGAUGAUGUGAUUGUGUUUGAUCACGUGGAAAAGAAGGCCUUUGUAAUACACUGGGUUCAUUUGGGUCAGUUUGCUUCGGUCGAGGAGGCAUAUAAUGAUGGAAUGCACCGUUUGGACACUUUAGUUUCUAGAUUGCAUAGUAUGGUCAUGCCAAGGCUUGCAACAGGCGGCUCAAUUAAAUUAUCUACUAGUCUCUUUGGUCCAUCUUUAAAGAACUCAACUAUGUCAAGUGAUACAUAUAAAGAAGCGGUCUUGCAGGCCAAAGAACAUAUCUUGGCUGGGGAUAUUUUUCAGAUUGUACUUAGCCAGCGAUUUGAAAGGCGAACUUUUGCUGAUCCAUUUGAAGUGUACAGAGCAUUAAGAGUAGUCAAUCCCAGUCCAUAUAUGACUUAUUUACAGGCCAGAGGGUGUAUACUUGUUGCUUCAAGUCCAGAAAUUCUUACUCGAGUCAAGAAGAGAAGAAUCACCAAUCGUCCACUUGCUGGAACUAUUAGAAGAGGAAAAACACCAGAAGAAGACUAUAUGCUGGAGAACCAGCUUCUGCAUGAUGAAAAGCAACUUGCUGAGCACAUUAUGCUUGUUGAUUUGGGAAGGAAUGAUGUUGGAAAGGUAUCAAAAUCUGGUUCUGUAGCUAUUGAAAAGCUCAUGAAUGUUGAGAGAUAUUCCCAUGUUAUGCACAUCAGCUCUACUGUCACAGGAGAGCUUCUUGACGGUUUGACUAAUUGGGAUGUUCUGCGUGCUGCAUUGCCUGUUGGAACAGUUAGUGGAGCCCCAAAGGUGAAAGCCAUGGAAUUGAUUGAUCAGCUGGAAGUCACGAGGCGUGGACCAUACAGUGGUGGUUUUGGAGGCAUAUCAUUUUCUGGUGAUAUGGAUAUUGCCUUGGCUUUGAGGACCAUGGUAUUUCCAACUGGUAUGCGUCGUGACACUAUGUAUUCGUACAAGGAUGCAAAUCAAAGGCGAGAAUGGGUCGCCCACCUUCAAGCUGGUGCAGGAAUAGUGGCUGACAGUGAUCCUGCAGAUGAACAGAGAGAGUGUGAGAACAAAGCUGCAGGCCUUGCUCGUGCCAUUGACCUUGCAGAGUCAUCAUUUGUUGAAAAUUAAAUAAUAUUAGUAAUGUGACCCAUAAAUUCUUUUUCAAGUUUGCAUGAAUUUGAUCAAUGAGCUCAUUUUCUUGUUCAUUGGGUUUCUUUGUACUGGAUGUUUCGCCUUGAGAGGCGUUUGUUGAAAUGAUAAUUACUAGUGGCAUAAGUGUGGAUGUAGUUUCAUCCAACACCCUCAUUAAUUCAUAUUGCAACGAGGGCAA